This is a messenger RNA of Hipposideros armiger (great roundleaf bat), 4770 nucleotides long. It is a transcript of the gene MFN2, whose product is annotated as mitofusin 2. Gene Ontology annotation, cellular component: mitochondrial outer membrane. Gene Ontology annotation, biological process: mitochondrion localization; mitochondrial fusion. The record is from RefSeq and is a predicted model, not a curated record. The transcript is spliced from 21 exons. Bases 539 to 2812 code for a protein of 757 amino acids. Lineage: Eukaryota; Metazoa; Chordata; Mammalia; Chiroptera; Hipposideridae. Gene Ontology annotation, molecular function: GTP binding; GTPase activity.
CUUGGGACGCCCGGGCGGUGCAGGAGUGCGUUGAGACGCCUCUCCAGGCGUUUAGGAGGCGUACCCCAGACCCAUAAGGAGUGACAGCGACCAACCGGCUGAACUCGGACUCUGACUCACCCGGGCUAGAGCGGCAAACGUGCGGUGGCUGGUGACGCGCGCGUCUUCACUCCUCCCGCCUCUCCUCGGGGUGGCGCUCGCUGGUGACGUUGGGGGGCAUGAUGGCUGCCGCGAGACCGGGAAGGUGAAGAAAGGGCUCUGAUGAUCGCCCUUCUCACUCCUAAGGCAGCUUCACGUAAUUGAAAAUAAGUGAGCUUUGGCAUCAAAGGAAGCUGGAAUUGGCGGAGUCAAUGCAAUCAGCCAACCUCAACCUGAGACAGGACAGAGAGCUCAAAUUCCUUUCAUCUUUUUGACUCCAGCUAUGUCCAUGAUGCCCACCCUGUGACGAUCUCUCACCAUCCAAAAAUUGUGCCAGCAGACGAUCCGUGGAUCCGUUUUAUUUUCCCUGCUAGGAGUUGCUGUGCAUAAACCUGGCGCAAUGUCCCUAUUCUUCUCUCGAUGCAACUCCGUUGUCACGGUCAAGAAGGAUAAGCGACACAUGGCUGAGGUGAAUGCUUCCCCACUCAAGCAUUUUGUCACUGCCAAGAAGAAGAUCAAUGGCAUUUUUGAGCAGCUGGGAGCCUACAUCCAAGAGAGCGCUACCUUCCUGGAAGACACCUACAGGAAUGCAGAACUGGACCCUGUGACGACAGAAGAGCAGGUUCUGGAUGUCAAAGGUUACCUGUCCAAAGUGAGGGGCAUCAGCGAGGUGCUGGCCCGGCGGCACAUGAAAGUAGCCUUUUUUGGCCGGACGAGCAAUGGUAAGAGCACCGUGAUCAACGCCAUGCUCUGGGACAAGGUGCUGCCCUCAGGGAUCGGCCACACCACCAACUGCUUCCUGCGGGUGGAGGGCACCGACGGCCACGAGGCCUUCCUCCUCACGGAGGGCUCCGAGGAGAAGAGGAGCAUCAAGACCGUGAACCAGCUGGCCCAUGCCCUCCACCAGGACGAGCAGCUGCACGCCGGCAGCCUGGUGAGUGUGAUGUGGCCCAACUCCAAGUGCUCACUGCUGAAGGAUGACCUCGUGCUGAUGGACAGCCCCGGCAUUGAUGUCACCACAGAGCUGGACAGCUGGAUCGACAAGUUUUGCCUGGACGCUGAUGUGUUUGUGCUGGUGGCCAACUCGGAGUCCACCCUGAUGCAGACGGAAAAGCAGUUCUUCCACAAGGUGAGCGAGCGCCUGUCCCGCCCCAACAUCUUCAUCCUCAACAACCGCUGGGACGCAUCCGCCUCGGAGCCGGAGUACAUGGAGGAGGUGCGGCGGCAGCACAUGGAGCGUUGCACCAGCUUCCUGGUGGAUGAGCUGAGCGUGGUGGAUCGAGGCCAGGCUGGAGACCGCAUCUUCUUUGUAUCUGCCAAGGAGGCGCUCAACGCCAGGAUCCAGAAGGCCCAGGGCAUGCCCGAAGGAGGGGGUGCCCUUGCUGAAGGCUUUCAAGUGAGGAUGCUUGAGUUUCAGAAUUUUGAGAGGAGGUUUGAGGAGUGCAUCUCCCAGUCUGCGGUGAAGACCAAAUUUGAGCAGCACACAGUGCGGGCCAAGCAGAUCGCGGAGGCCGUUCGCCUCAUCAUGGACUCUCUGCACAUCGCAGCUCAGGAGCAGCGGGUUUACUGCCUGGAAAUGCGCGAAGAGCGGCAAGAGCGCCUGAGAUUUAUUGACAAACAACUGGAGCUCUUGGCGCAAGAUUACAAACUACGGAUUAAGCAGAUUACAGAGGAAGUCGAGCGGCAGGUGUCAACUGCGAUGGCCGAGGAGAUCAGGCGCCUCUCUGUGCUGGUGGAUGACUACCAGAUGGAUUUCCACCCUUCUCCAGUCGUCCUCAAGGUUUAUAAGAACGAACUACACCGCCAUAUAGAGGAAGGACUGGGCCGAAAUAUGUCUGACCGCUGCUCCACGGGCAUCACCAGCUCCCUGCAAACCAUGCAGCAGGAGAUGAUAGACGGCUUGAAACCUCUCCUUCCUGCCUCUGUGCGGAGUCAGAUCGACAUGCUGGUCCCUCGGCAGUGCUUCUCCCUCAGCUACGACCUGAACUGCGACAAGCUGUGUGCUGACUUCCAGGAGGACAUUGAGUUCCAUUUCUCUCUCGGGUGGACCAUGCUGGUGAAUCGGUUCCUGGGUCCCAAGAACAGCCGCCGGGCCCUGAUGGGCUACAACGACCAGGUUCAGCGCCCCAUCCCUCUGACGCCAGCCAACCCCAGCAUGCCCCCCCUGCCACAGGGCUCCCUCACCCAAGAAGAACUCAUGGUUUCCAUGGUCACUGGCCUGGCCUCCCUGACAUCCAGGACCUCCAUGGGCAUUCUCGUUGUUGGAGGAGUGGUGUGGAAGGCGGUGGGCUGGCGGCUCAUCGCCCUCUCCUUUGGUCUCUAUGGCCUCCUCUACGUCUACGAGCGCCUGACCUGGACCACCAAGGCCAAGGAGAGGGCCUUCAAACGCCAGUUUGUAGAGUACGCCAGCGAGAAGCUGCAGCUCAUCAUCAGCUACACCGGCUCCAACUGCAGCCACCAAGUCCAGCAGGAACUGUCUGGGACUUUUGCUCAUUUGUGCCAGCAAGUCGAUGUCACUCGGGAGAACCUAGAACAGGAAAUUGCUGCCAUGAAUGGGAAAAUUGAGGUUCUUGAUUCACUUCAGAGCAAAGCAAAACUGCUCAGGAAUAAAGGUGGUUGGAUGGACAGUGAGCUCAACAUGUUCGCGCACCAGUACCUGCAGCCCAGCAGAUAGUGGGCAGCCUGGAGCCCGCGCCUGCGUGGAGAGGGCAGUGCCGUUGCCGUCAGCUGCACGGGGCCUCUGCCGGGGCCUGCGCCAGGGCCAUGAGAAUGAAACCACCCACUGUCUCAUACCGUUCUGAGCCCUUAAACACUAGUUACCUGCCCCUCCUCUGCCUGCUGCUGCAGGAGAUUUUCCAGCUCGUACCCCUGAAGACUUUUUCUUAACGACAACCACGGACAGCGUGGGACUGAGGAGUCAGAACGAGUCUUCUCUGCUUUGUCAGGUUCCCUUGAUUGAGAAUCCCUUGACUACUUGAUAAGGUCUUGGAUCUCCCAGUGUUGAGAAUGCCUGCGUGGAGUCUGUCGGGGUGUCAGGCAGGCACCGCCGCCUCCGGCCAACACUAAUACCCAUGCACACCUGCUCCGCUCACCCCAGCACACCUGCAGAAAAGGGCCACCUUAGGGGAUGGCUGGGUUUUCUUCCCAGAUUGCAUUGGCAGUAGUUCCUUCCCAGGAUAUGUGGCUUGCGUGUGAGUUCAGUCGUUCAGCUUUCAUGCUUUGUCCCAUUUUCAGAGCCUUUCAGACACGCCUUGGAUUUUAGGUGAGGUGGGCAGGAGGGGGAGGGAAGACGCAGCAGGACGCCUGGGGUAGUGAGAAGAGCUCUGGGGAGCUGGUGUGGAGAGGUGUGUCCCUGUCCUGCUGCCUGUGCUGUCAUGGGGGCUGCGGUUACUGUGACGCGGAGGGAUGUGCCGCCUCUUCACUGCCUGCUGUUCUAGUUUUGGCCCUUGGCCUGUGGAGUCUGGUUUUUUUAUUGGUCAAAGAUGGCUUAGUCCGGAUUGUUAAAGGAUGUGUAGAUGGGAAGACGGAAGAAGGGGACCUCGGCACAGGCUGAGAGGAGUGGACCCCGUUCAGGACGCCUGGAGAAUGUGGAGCUGGCGCAGAACAGAAUCCUCCACUGGAUCUCACUGAGAGGCUCAUGGGGCCCGAGAGCCCACCCCACUAGCUUGGUUACAUCCUUGUUAUGCCCCUAAGAGACCCGUGCCCACCCCUGCCUUGGCCACCAGCCCUCUGGACUGUCUCCUGUGCCAGUGAUGCUGCAGUUGGCAAAGAGGCAGUGUGGGAACCCCAGGACUCAACCUCCCACCCUCCCCGAUCCCACGUGGCCUCCUGUUGACUUGGAGAAAUGUUUACCAUUGUUGAGUUUGGUAUUGUUACUGGUUAAAGUGGGGACGGUUCCUGUCUCCAAUAUGUUGUGUGGGGCAAGUAGCCUUUGGAUGACAGCCUUUGCAGCACAGGUCAGAGAACAUGUUAAAAACAAGCAGUACCUCUCCCCGAACGAGGCAGGGCUCAGGCAGAGAACUGGGCUUUGUCCUGCUCUUUUGAAUCCACUGGCUGUCCUCCGACUUCAGGGAUGUGAGCUGGUGGCCUCUGCUCCCUGGUGGGUGGCCACGCAGGUGCGUCCUCCCCAGGUACCCGCUGGGUUUUCAAACCCUCAGCCUGCCCUGUUGUGUGGAACAAAACGAUGGACUUUGCCGAGGUCGGCACGCGGUGGGAGGACUUCUGAGCUCUUUGCCAGGCCCGAUGGUGGCCACCUCACCAUGUGCCAGGAGAAGGCAGCGUCAUACAGUUCCGAUGAAUUUUGUGUUUUGGGGAAAAGAAAUUAUUUAGAAUAAUAAAACAUGAAUUUUUUUUAAUGUAGCCCCUGGGCAGUGAAUGUAAUUUUGAGCUUACACAGUAAGUCAAGUGCAGUGUAUCCCACGGAGGGAGACUGAAAGAAACGUGGCAGAAAACACUGACUUAAUGCUGCUGACUUGGUUCUCUGUUUUUAUGUUCAUUUGCUAGAAUGCGAGACGUGCUUUGCACAGUGAGUUUUUUCUCUGAUGUAUUUAAGGGGAUAUAUUUGCCUGAAUUAUUCCUGUAUCAUUGCUGAUAAUAUAGGAAACUAAAAUAAAACUAGUUGGAAACCCUUUG